AUGUCUAACCACUACGAUAACUGGGAGAGACUCGUGGAAGUUGUUCUUCGGAGAGAAAAAGACCGAGAAGUUGCUUUAGCUGACUCGAGGGAAUCAAGUUUCAGAUCCAUAUCCUCUAGUUCCAGAUUCGGGCUCGAUUCUUCAUUUCAUGAGCAGAAUCCUCAACUUGAAGCUUAUCAUUCCAAUAGUGUAAAUUUGCUUGGAGACCAGAUGGGAGUUUUAGGAAUAGAAGGACAGAAAGGGGAAGAGAUGGCAGCAAAUGGAAAGGGGAUAAAGCCUGCUUUUCCUGAUGACAUCAUCAAUCGGUUAUUGACAUCCCGGUCUCACAGGGACGGGCGGCAGGUGCAGAUGUCGGAGAAAGAGAUCCACACUCUCUGUACUACCUCGCGUAAAAUCUUUCUUUCACAGCCUAAUUUCCUUGAGCUUGAAGCUCCUGUAAAGAUUUGUGGCAACAUUCAUGGUCAGUACAGAGAUCUUUUAAGGCUUUUCGAAUUUGGGGGAUUCCCUCCAGAGGCCAAUUAUUUGUUCUUAGGCGGAUAUGUGGACUAUGGCAAACAGAGUAUAGAAACAAUAUGCCUUCUUCUUGCCUACAAAAUUAAAUAUCCCGAAAAUUUCUUUCUUUUAAGAGGAAAUCAUGAAUGUGCUUCUAUUAAUAGGAUAUAUGGAUUCUAUGACGAAUGUAAACGUCGCUACAAUGUGAGACUAUGGAAAGCCUUUACUGACUGUUUUAACUGCCUUCCGGUGGCUGCUCUUAUUGAUGAGAAAAUAUUCUGCAUGCAUGGUGGUCUUUCUCCUGAUCUAAUUAACUUUGACCAAAUAAGGACUAUGCCUCGUCCAACUGCUGUUCCCGAGUAUGGUUUGCUUUGCGACUUACUUUGGUCGGAUCCUGUCGAAGGAAAAGGUUGGGGGAUGAGCGAUAGGGGGGUCUCAUUCACUUUCGGUUCGGAUAGGGUAACUGAAUUCCUAAUAAAGCAUGAUUUAGACCUUGUAUGUCGGGGUCAUGAGGUCGUGGAAGAUGGAUAUGAAUUUUUUGCUGAGAAACAGCUAGUUAAAAUAUUUUCUGCUCCCAACUUUCGUGGUGAAUUCGAUAAUGCUGGUGCAAUUAUGAGCGUUGAUGAUACUUUGAUGUGUUCGUUUCAGAUCCUGAAACCAGCCAAUAGAAAAUAUCGGUUUUUACGAAGUGAAAUUUGA
Fraxinus pennsylvanica is the source of this 1191-nucleotide messenger RNA. Lineage: Eukaryota; Viridiplantae; Streptophyta; Magnoliopsida; Lamiales; Oleaceae. The record is from the annotation of a GenBank genome assembly.